This is a messenger RNA of Homalodisca vitripennis (glassy-winged sharpshooter), 2345 nucleotides long. Its product is annotated as transketolase. Bases 288 to 2168 code for a protein of 626 amino acids. Gene Ontology annotation, molecular function: transketolase activity; thiamine pyrophosphate binding. NCBI's taxonomy places the organism in Eukaryota, Metazoa, Arthropoda, Insecta, Hemiptera, Cicadellidae. The transcript is spliced from 11 exons. The record is from RefSeq and is a predicted model, not a curated record.
AGUCGUUGUUUAGCUGUGAGUGAGGUUUGACGAACUGGAAGCGCUCUUAGCAGUCUUUGAAAAGUUCAAAAGCAAAUUUACAUUUUUUGGGUUACCGGUGUAUUCUCAGUUCAAGGGGUUACGAAGUUUUGAAUAUUGGUUAUUUAUUGAAGAGUACUUCAAUUUUAGUUAUAGAUAUUGGAAGUUUUAUAAGGCCGACGCCACCGGUGAAUCUUUCAUCGAGUUUUCUAGUAGUAAACCGGCUUUUUCAUAGCUCCUUCGCCAGUAAGAUUAACCUGAAAGUCACAAUGACUAAGUAUCAUAAACCGGAGGCAAAAGUCAUCCAGGAAAUCAAGGAUAUAGCCAUGAAGUUGCGGAUUGACUCUAUUUCGGCAACAAACAGCUCAAAAUCUGGACACCCAACAUCAUGUUCGUCCAUGGCAGAGAUCAUGGCUGUUCUCUUUUUCCACACAAUGAGGUACAAGCUAUCGGCUCCCAGGGACCCUUCCAGCGACCGAUUCAUUCUCUCCAAAGGUCACGCCGCACCCAUCCUCUACGCUGCAUGGGCCGAGGCGGGUUUAUUCCCGGUCAGCAACCUUCAGAACCUGCGCAAGAUCGACAGUGAUCUAGAGGGCCACCCCACUCCGAGGCUGAACUUCGUUGAUGUCGGCACCGGUUCGCUGGGUCAAGGUGUGUCGGUUGCUGCCGGGAUGGCGUAUGUUGGCAAAUACUUCGACAAGGCUUCCUAUAGAGUGUAUGUGUUGGUGGGUGAUGGAGAGAGUGCAGAAGGUUCAGUGUGGGAGGCACUUCACUUCGCCAGCCACUACCAACUGACCAACUUGUGUGUGAUCUUCGACAUCAACAGGCUCGGCCAGUCAGAAGCCACCUCGCUCCAACAUGACAUGGACACGUACCGCAAGCGGCUGGACGCUUUCGGGUUCAACCCCAUCGUCAUAGAUGGCCAUGAUGUUGAGGAGCUUGCCAAGGCAUUCCAUGAAGCAUCAACAGUGAAGACAAGACCUACUGCCAUACUGGCCAAGACCUUGAAGGGCAAAUACUUUCCAGGAAUCGAAGAUAUGGCCAACUGGCACGGACAGGCGCUGGGUGACAAGGCUACUGAUGUCAUAAAGCAUUUGGAGUCAAUGGUGAAGAACAAAGGGAAGAUUUCACUCGGCCCCCAGGAAGUGAUCGAUGAUGCUCCGAAGAUUGACAUUACCAACGUUCGGCUGUCGUCCCCGCCCAACUAUAAGCUCGGAGAUUCCAUCGCCACAAGGUUGGCUUACGGUACUGCCCUGAUCAAGAUAGCAGAGAACAACCCCCGAGUCAUUGCUCUCGAUGGUGACACUAAGAACUCGACCUUCUCUUGCAAGAUCAAAGAGGUGAGUGCAGACAGAUACAUCGAGUGCUACAUCGCUGAACAGAACCUGGUGGGAGUGGCAAUAGGAGCUGCUUGCAGGGAUCGAACCAUUGCGUUUGCCUCCACUUUCGCUACAUUCUUCACUCGAGCUUUUGAUCAGAUUCGCAUGGGUGCUAUCUCCCAGACCAAUGUCAACUUUGUUGGUUCUCACUGUGGUGUCAGUAUCGGAGAAGACGGACCCAGCCAGAUGGCUCUGGAAGACUUGGCUCUCUUCCGCUCCAUCCCAGGGUCGACAGUGUUCUACCCUGCAGACGCAGUUGCGACUGAGCGAGCUGUAGAGUUGGCAGCCAACACCAAGGGCAUCUGUUUCAUCCGGACAUCCCGCCCUAACACUGCCGUCAUCUACAAGAAUGAUGAGCCAUUCAAGGUUGGAGGUGCUAAGGUGGUGAAAUUGUCAGCCAAGGAUCAAGUUCUGUUGAUCGGCGGUGGAGUGACUCUCUACGAAGCUUUGGAGGCCGCUGAGAAACUGGCAGCAGAGGGCAUCAACUGCAGAGUACUGGACCCUUUUACCAUCAAGCCCAUCGAUGCCGCCAACAUCAUCGCCAACGCCAAGCAGUGCGGCGGUAGGAUUAUCACUGUUGAAGAUCACUAUCCCGAAGGAGGUCUAGGAGAGGCAGUAAUCUCCGCAGUAGCAGGAGAGAGGGACAUCAUGGUGAAGAAGUUGGCUGUGCCCACAGUCCCACGCUCCGGUCCUCCCAAAGUUCUCUUGGAGAUGUUCGGUAUCAGCGCGAAGAACAUCAUAGCCGCCGUCAAAGAAAUCAUCAACAAAUAAACUAUAAGUCAAGACAAAUAAAUAUCAUGUUUCAUAAUCACAUUCCUCACGAUACAAGAACUGAUGAAUUAAAGACUAGAGUUUUUAUAAGUUUUAUGAUCUUCUAUUUUGUUACUAUAUAACAUUCUUUAAGAAAUGUUAAUUGUUGUGGGUAUAAAAUAAAGCUUUGGAAUAUUG